This is a messenger RNA of Varroa destructor (honeybee mite), 7465 nucleotides long. RefSeq lists its product as uncharacterized. NCBI's taxonomy places the organism in Eukaryota, Metazoa, Arthropoda, Arachnida, Mesostigmata, Varroidae. Gene Ontology annotation, molecular function: zinc ion binding. The record is from RefSeq and is a predicted model, not a curated record.
UGAAAUUAUAGGUCUAGAUUAAUACGACUUCACGGUACUAAACUACAUAAAAAAGAUAAAUGACUCUGUGUUUACACGUGUUUGUUAAGUGACAAUGGCAGCGGUCUGGGAAGCGUACGAACCCGGUAAAGCCAUAAUCUCGUUAUGAAUCCAUAGAGUGUGUUAGUCAAAUGUAAAUUUGACUUUCUGUAGUGGUUUUAUUAAUGCUGAUGCGACUAGUGAUCCAACAAUAAGGAAACGUCUCGUCGAAGUAUACAUUGCAAAAACUAAUGAGAACAACGAAGCUUUGUCUGCGUAAAGGACAUUUCACCUACAAAGUAGCCAACAAACUAUAAGAAGAUUAUUUCGAUCGUGUCAUCAAGACCGAAUUCGCUAUACGAUUUACUGUCAAUGUGCCGGACAUUUCCCCUACAUUCUCUCCUAAGAGUGACCUUGCACCAGAAUAACUGGAUUUGUCCUUAUAAUCAGCUGUGAAAAGGUCAACACACAGCAGUUUUGCAUUUGUUUUGUAUAUGUUAUACGUGUUAACCUGUAUGAAGGUACCCGUGAACCAGAUCUAGUGUUUAAGCUCGCAGGAGCAACUGGUUUCGAUUCGAUUGCAAUGAAGAUUUAACAUAAACUCAUACAUGAUCAUGAGUAUUUGAAGCUCCAUUAUACGAAACGCGGGCCUUUAUGGUAGUGUAUAACAUGAUGCGUGUGUAUGGCUUAUGUCUACAAAUGACACGAAUAGAUUCGACUGAUUGGCGACGUCAAUCUACGCUGCAUCACAGCAGAUUACGAGGAUUAACAAUAACCGGUAAAAGCGUACGAUGAUAGUGACAAGGAGUCCGGCUUUGUACAAGCGAUCAAUCAUUUCGUUUUGUUGUUAGUGAUGGUGGUGCCGUUGACAACCGUAGUGUCGUUCAUCAUUUCUCGUCAGGAUCGCUCGUGCCCUCCUCAUGCCAUUUUACCGUUGACCAAUAACGAAGUUCCCGGCAUCUUUGGCGUGCGGAUGUAUCGAACAUAGUUGCAAUCGUUUCAACAUAGCAACACCUCAUCAGUGUUGGUUUAUCUGCGCGUUUGUUUGCCUGUCCGCCAAAGGCCACCCCAGGCAUCGAACAGCAGCGGGCGGACGAAUUCUGCAAACGAACUAUCCAACUAAUUUCAUCGAGUAAUGUUUCCUUCGCUCUUUUUGUCCUCUCCUACCUCCUAUUUAUCAGAGGAAUAAUUGAAAAACACUGACUGCAGCGGAAAGGGUUCGAAUAGCGACCGAUGACGAGCACUUCUGUAGUGAUUGUCGUUGCCGUAGCAGCAGCAGCAGCAGCAGCAGCGAACCCCUCGUCUCCGCAUUCAUGUCUGACGCCAUUGUUAUGUUGUUCGAUCGGUCGAUCUGUCUUAAUGUUGGCCAAUUUUUGUUGUUACUCUGUUUACGUCCGUAAGUGUUUACCGCGCCUUCGCUUACAUGAUCUCCUUCAACUACUGGCGACUGUCUCGAAGAAGAAUGGCCAAAGAAGUGAUGUGAUCUACAACAAAAAAAAAUAACAGUAACGGCAACGAUCAUGUCUAUAAUAACCAGUGCGGAUCCGCUACAAAAGCAUACACGUUUUAUGUUGCUUCAGCACUCGUAUACGGACGCUCAUCGACUUCGGCCACUCUCCGCCAGCGGCUGUUGGUCAGUCUUUCGUCUCCAAUUACCGCUUCACCCACGGUCUGUCCGUCUUUUAUUUGUAUCCGUGUCAUGAAGAACGAUGGACACACAUCGUUCAACGCGCGCCAAAGCUGCCAGACGGACUGCACCACUAUCAUAAGGACCACGAUCAUCAUCAUCACCACCAUAUCAGGACCUGGAUUCGAAUCGUUCGCCGGUACAAGCAAAAAUGUUCGUGGUUUUCCUCCCGAAAAAAGCGCGUCAAAAAUUAAAAUAAGAAAGCGAGAGGGAGAGAGGGAGGGAGGGAGCGGACAUCUGGAAGCCCGGAAAAGGAGAGGGUGGGUGAGGUGAUGGUGGGAAGUUGGCAUUCGAUCAUCGGCGGUCACGACGCCGCUGCUUCACUAAACUAUAAUACCCGCUUUUUGUUGAUGUGACUUCUAAUGCUGCUGCUGCUGCUGCUGCUGCUGCUAUGGUGUGGUUUCGAUAACAGCUAAGCGCAGCCUUCCUCGUCUGCAGCUACGGUAUAGUCGUUGUUGCCGCUGCUACGAGUUGUACUCGUUGUGGACACGGCUUUCAAAGAUAAAAGGAUGUAGCGUAAAAAGGCGCUCAAUUGAAAACUUUUUCCCGCCAUUCUCGUUUCGCGUAUCAUUGCAUCGAUAUUUUCGUUUGUCGUGGUAACAUAUAGCAUUGCGAAGCCAAGCCCCAAGGGUAUGUCACAACACAACUUUGCCCGUAUCAUUGACAGUCGACGGUUGGAUUGUAGCCUACGAUGUCUACAUCUGGGAACACUCCUGAGGGGCGUUGUUGACGGCUCGGUGGUGCCGAGGAGACCAUCCCACACGAGCGGCGAGUGGUCCGUCGUGCAAUGGACGGCCCGUGCCUUAAAUGCAAUGAAGGAAUCUGUCUCGGCUAUCAACCGCAUUUUUGGAGGCUUUCCUUCAUGCUCCUAAUGAAAUAUAUGGCUGCAUCAAUCAUCGACUGGCAAUCAUAUUAUUCGUAUAUAAUAGAAUACGGCAGUACUACUUGGAGGGAGAGGGGCGGCGAAAGGCUGGCCUUACGAGCCGUCAACCGGUGUACGAAUUUUAUUAGGAGCGGCAACAGAGACUACAGGACGAACGGGAAAGUUUGUCGUAACUGUCGAUGUCCACGCGAGGACCAUCAGCAGUCGGGCUCCACAGCCAACAUGGCCGAGGUCGAACGGCUCAUGCUCCCGGCGCCCCCGCAGCAUAUGAUGACCUCGCCCACGUCUUCAGGAUCUACUGCAGCCGUGGGCGCUAGCGGAGCUUCUGGAACAGCUACGGCGUCUGCUGGAGGAGCGGUGUCGAACUCUUCGCAGCAGGCGACAACGGGGGGCCAAAAUGGUCAUGGCCCUCAGCAGGCACCGUCCCCAGAAAUGGGCUCAGGACAUCGACAAAGUGACGAUGAUAGCGGAUGCGCGCUCGAGGAGUACACUUGGGUACCUCAAGGACUCAAGCCGGAACAAGUACAUCUAUACUUUUCGUCUCUGCCAGAAGAUAAGAUUCCCUAUGUAAAUUCGGUAGGAGAAAAGUAUCGCAUGAAACAGUUAAUUCAGCAAUUGCCGGCCCAUGACUCGGACGUUCGUCACUGUACGAGCCUAUCGGAAGAGGAGUGCCGAGAGCUUCGACAAUUUUCUGCCCAGCGAAAACGUGAUUCCCUAGGUCGAGGCACCGUCCGCCAGCUGCCCGUCUCUCCGCACCUACAGAUCGUCUGCGCAUGCUGUAAUGACUAUAUCAUCGGCGGCGAUAUGGCAGUGUUUGCGUCGAGGUCUGGUCCAAAUAUUGGUUGGCAUCCGGCUUGUUUCCAGUGCUCAAUCUGUAAGGAACUGUUGGUAGACCUCAUCUAUUAUAUGAAGGAUGGGGCGCUUUAUUGCGGUCGACAUCAUGCAGAGAGUUUGAAGCCUCGCUGUAGCGCCUGUGACGAGAUUAUCUUCGCAGACGAGUGCACCGAAGCUGAAGGGCUCACCUGGCACAUGAGUCAUUUCUGCUGUUAUGAGUGCGACCAGCAGCUUGGUGGACAACGCUAUAUUAUGCGAGACAAUCGACCAUUUUGUCUCGCCUGUUUCGAUGCAAUCUUUGCCGAAUUCUGCGAUACCUGUGGUGGACCCGUCGGAGUCGAUCAAGGUCAAAUGUCUCUCGACGGUCAACACUGGCACGCGACGGAGCAGUGCUUUCGCUGCUCGUGUUGCAAAAUGUCUCUACUCGGCCGGCCAUUUCUACCAAAGAAGGGGCUCAUCUAUUGCUCGCACGAAUGUAGCAGAAGCAAUUCCAAUAGUCGAGCACAUCGGUCCAACUCUGUUAGGAAUUUUGCUAGCCAGAAUUCUUCUACAGAGAAUGGCCCAACUGGCAGCUCAGCGUUAUCUCCGAAAGACGCUGUUAGUGGCAUGCAUACGCCGACUGGACUUUUCGUUCCUGGCAUAUCAAACGUUCCCGAAACAGUUCGCAAAGUAACGCCAGGCUCGUUCUCACCGCUAGCCAAUAGUUCAUCGGAUAACGUGCAUUCACAGCGUAUGUUGGAGCGAAACUAUUCGCCUUCGAUUAUGUCCAAUCAUAGUGAACCGUUGCGGAACUUCGGGGCGAGCUUUUCCCCAAACACCUCAUCGGAGAAGAGCUUCAACGCCAGCCAACAAAUAGCACUGAUUGAUCCACGUGGACAACAACAUCAGCAGCAGCAAAUUCUUCAGCAGCAUCAAGCACAGCAGCAGCAGCAACAUCAGAUGCUUGUGCAGCAAACGGUGGCCCAGCCUCAACGACCAGGUCCACCGCCAUACAACGUGGCCGCGUAUAACUCAAAUGGCUUACCCCCUCCUAUAAGCCGCCUUCAGAGUCAGCUGCGCGGGUGUCAAGGUAACAUUGAGUAUACCCCUCAGCAUAAAACGACUCAUACGGCACCAAACGUACUCUCCCCAAUGGCACGUCAGUCCCCUAACGGCAUCAACGGACGCCAUGAGAUGGCGCUGCCGAACGCUGGCAAGAACUCGCCUAGCAAUUGCACGCAGGCACAGCGAAUUCUUGGCGACGUCAGCAGCGGAUCGGUCUCUCCGGCGGCACGAAACUCGCCUGCACAGGGACGCCGGGACAUACAGAAGCCCCAACAGCCCACCGUCGCGGGAUUGCAGCACUCAGGCAGUUCACAGGGUGGCCCUAUGCGGUCGUUGUCACCAACUUUGCCGCGACGGGAGGGUUCGCCCGGGUUAGGCCGAAGAUCACUUACCGAUCUCUCGUCAAAUAGCCUGCCACGAACCACUUCUCGAAGCGGGCCGAGCUCGCUAAUCGAUACGCCAACAAAAUAUAAGCAGGUCUACUCUCAUCAAGGCGUUGAAGGAUCACCACAGCGUAAGCAUAUGGCCGAUUUCUCGUUAGCAGAGGUCAAUUUUGGUGCAAAACAGAAGACAAAAUUGACUCGUGAAGGCUCGCUUAAUGAACACUAUGCGAACCUUCAACGCAGUGGCUCGGUUAAUGCGUUACCUGAAGUAGAAUAUAGUAAUACAUUGUUAAGACGGCGGCCGUCCGAGCAUUUUCAUGGAAGCACGUUGCCAAGAAACUUUAGCAGCGGCCAUAUUCAAAUGACACAGGCCGCUCACUGCGACAAUCUCGAAAGUAAUCUGUACAGUAAUUAUCCUGCAUCGCAGGAUCUCUACACGAAUGGGCCAGGUCAGAUGCACAACGGGCAUGUGCAGCAUCUAAACCAAAGUCAAGAGAUUUAUAGUAACCCGCAAGAUUUCCAGCACGUAGCAGACCAAACUUACGAUAAUGUUCCGAGUGUACGCAGUAUCGUCUAUAAGAAUGGAAGGCAGGAAGAAGCGAUGAACGAGCGCGAUAUGGCUGUAACUUCCGCGCAGGCUAUGACACCUAGCACGAGGAGACGAGAGCCUCUCGAUAUGAGCGACCUCUGCUUGAAGGACCUACUGGCUGGAAGCGAUCAGGUCUUCGUUGAAGUUGUCCAAGAAAUUCAGAACGGACCUUCAGUCCAUCGAACAAGUCUUCAAGCAGCUUCUGCCGGCCCUGGUUCAGUACGUCAGAACUUCUCAUUACCGCUGAUGAACCCGCACCGACCAUCUGUUCAACCUCCUGAGGCUCUUGAACUCGAGUCGCCAAUCACACCUCAACAGCUACCCAGCCCACCUAUUCUGAAAUCGAUCGGACCCCCUAACGGCAUUCUUCAAAGGCAGGUUAAAACUCGGGCCGAGGUACAUACCGAAGAUCGGGUGCAUCCCUCUGAUGAACGGCGCUCAAUGAGACGCGAGUCGAAAUCGAAGGUGCGUUUCGAUCCCAGCCUUGGCCAUGCCAAUUCCGAUGAAGAGCAAAAGUCUGCCUCGAGAAACACUACCCGACGUCACCGUAGGAGGCAUCGGAGACGUUCGUCCAGCUCGGAGUCAGAGGGCGAAUGCGAGAACCGAGCAGAGAAGAAGUCUACGAUGUCUUCUUCGUCAUCGUCGUCGUUAUCAUCGUCAUCUGCAAGGAAGCAUGGCAGCGGCGGCGGCGGUAGCGGUGGUGGCGAACAUGCGUCACGGCACCGCAGCCGAUCGGAAGAUCGUUGCGAUGGCGAGAGUUCGAGAGAACGCAAAACCCGCAAAAGCCUGCGCAGUUCGUCGCAUGGUAGCCGAUCAAGGAGCGGAUCAUCUUCACACAAAAGCCGCAGCUCAUCAAAGUCAAGAAGGGAUCGUGACGAUAGCAGUUGUUCGACCUGCGAAAGUACCGAAUCCACUUCUAGUACUGAGGACGAGGCUGAGAUCUAUCGACUCCCUGAACGACGCGAAUACGGCGGUGUCCGAAUUAACUAUGUACAAAGUAGCACACUUGCCGCUGCACGUCAAAAGGCGGUUGCGUCUCAACGAGCACAAAAUAAGAAUUGUCUUGUUCAGUGACAUGGCCCUGGUACCUCUGUAUAUUGCAUUGCCACUCAUGCACUACAAUGGUGCCAUUGACGUUCAAUAGAAGCUGGCUUUAUACGAUAACAUAGACUACCGAGCCAGCAUGUACAUUACGGAUAACGCACACUGGUACACACUGGUAUAAAUAAUAGCGCACUAUGAAUGACAGUGAUGACAUUAAAAGUGCUGUCAAAUUGUACAAACGGGGCAAAAAAAAAACAACUGGAUUUUUCAGCUUCGCGUCGACAGCCUGGUUCCUUUAUGUGCCUGACAAAUGCGAACAAAAUAGGCAAAACAUCACGAAACAAAUCUUGGGCGAACACUUCUAUACACGAUAGGAAUAAUUGCAAGAACAACAAACAAUCGAUGAUUUACCUUUUUUGAGUCAACAGCGCGUCUGGUGGCCAAAGCUUGCAAUAAACAAAAUAUGGUACCUAAUACAAGCACACUCGAAAUAGAUCUUCUGCUAAAAUGUGCAUCUCUACAUUUUAUCAUUUCUAUCUAGAUGUGUGCAUGUGUGUGUGCAAUAACUUUCCUCUUAACUCCGUGCGUUCGCUCAAGCGGCAGCCGGCACAAUUCGACUACCAAGGCCUGUGGCGCUAGCCAGAACGAAGCGUAAGGACAAGCGAAUGUUGUAUACAUUUCGGUGUACUAUUUGAAUAUACUUGAAUAGUAUAUAUACACGGGCUAUAUAGGACAAUAUAGAGAACGAUGGCGGGUAUGUUCUACUAGACGUGGAUGGUACCCCACCCGUCCCAGUAUUUGUCUCAUCCCCUCUCCCGUAAAACCCAUCGACAGGCACCCUUUCAGUUGUAUAUGAAACGCAUCAUCUGUAGAGAGAACAUACCUACCACUAAUUAGCGUCGGAUUAACUAUAUAUAUAUAUAUAUUUUUUUUUUUUUAUACGUGUAUGUAGAGUUAUAUAUGAAAUACUCAUGAGAUUAAUA